AUGGAGCCGUUCUUACAGAUCGCACCACACUCCCUUGCUAUUGUACUCUCACGUAUCGUGGCAGACGAUUCGCCCGGCGUUACCGAGAGCGAGGAUCCUCCACAUCAUCAUACGGGGUAUGAAAUUUUCGCAGACUUCAAAUCACUAAAUAUAAAACACUUCUGGAAUAAAAUGGUGUCCGACGCCAUUGAGGAAACCUUUUUCUUGGGAUGGAUAGACGAGCAUGUGCUGUUGAUCCAAGGGAAAGAGGAUCACCUGGAGGUUCUACGGGAAGCGUGGAUGAGAAGGUCUCUUAAACCGCCUCAGGGCUUCGACAUUAAGUACCUAGGUGAUGUGUCUCCUAUCAGCAUGUCACCCAUUAGCCAGUCGCAGUUCAUCCCACUGGGAGAGAUCCUCUGCCUGGCCAUCUCUGCCAUGAACUCCGCCCGCAAAGCUGUCACUCAGGAGACCCUCAUCGAGCACCUAGCAACAUGCUUCCCAGGUGUCCCCACCCCAAGCCUGGAGAUUCUGCGUCACACGCUCAACAUGCUGGUCCGGGAAAGGAAGAUCUACCCCACCCCAGAAGGAUACUUUAUCGUCACGCCACAAACGUACUUCAUCACGCCCUCCCUCAUCAGAACCAACAGCAAGUGGUAUCAUCUGGACGAACGGAUACCUGACCGGCUACAGCAGCAAUGCACCUCUCCCCACUCUGGAACUAUGACCCCGUCCACCUCAGGCUGUGUCAGGGAAAGACCUAACCACAAGAACCACUCAGACUCCUACAACCACAGCCACCGGGAAGACAUACCUAGUCAUCAUUCCUCCACACUCCAGAGGAAGUCCACGAAGGAGCACAAGGAUCCUUUUCCUGUUCCGGCACCACCUCAGCAGUGCUCCGCAGAGAAGAGCAAGAGCACCAUUAGCUUCCCCUUUAAAACAGACACUAUGAGUAAACAUAAGGACGGAAGUAGCAGUGGAGGGGAAAAGCAGUCCAAGAAGUUUGGUCUUAAGCUCUUCAGGCUGAGCUUUAAGAAAGACAAAACCAAGCACCUGGCUACAUUUUCCGCCCAGUUUCCACCAGAGGAGUGGCCAUUACGUGACGAGGAGACUCCUUCCACGGUGCCCCGGGAUGUGGAAAUGGAGAUCAUCCGACGAAUCAAUCCUGACCUGACGGUGGAGAACCUGGCUCGGCACACGGCAGUGAUGAAGAGGCUGGAGGAGGAAAAGGCCCAGAGAAACAAAGCAAGCUCUUCAGCUCAGCAGAGCACUCGCAGCAAGAGGAGCCGCAGCCAUCGCAAACCUCAGCAGGGAAAGCCCUCACGUUCCCAUAGCAAGACUCGAACUUCUAGGGGGGACCCAUCUGAGGGCUCCAACCUGGACCUUGCCUACGACAGGGACUACAAGUUUUAUAGUUCCUCUCUUGUACGCUCGCCACGGGAAACCAUGAUGUCCAUGGAAAGAAACCGGGGGAAAUAUGUGAUGCACAGUAACCCCAACAUCGUUGAAUCCCAUUUCACCACCACUCCAGAAUGGGAUGUGUCUGGUGAACUGGCCAAAAGGAGAACAGAGAUGCCCUUCCCAGAGCCCUCAAGGGCACAGUCGCAUUCUAAGGUCCACCGCAGCCACAGCCACACACAGGAGAGGAAGUCACGCCAUGAAAGGUCAGACAAGGCCAAGGAGAGGUCGCGCUCCAUGGACAAUUCUAAGGGGCCUCUUGGUGGCCCAUUUCUAGGCAGUCCAGGGGACUUUGAGGGCAGUCCCGAGGACAGGAGUCAUUAUUACACAGAUGAUGGGACUCUGAGGGCAUCGGCUCAAACAUCCCAUUAUUCUCGUGUCAUGCUCUCUGCUGCUAAGUUAAAUGCUGACAUUUGUGUGCCUGAUGUUGGACGGGGAACCCCUGAGGAUGCCUUGCUCUGUAGGCCUCUGGAAAAGAGCAAAAGUAGGGACAGUUUGCCAAGCUAUGGUGACCUAAAGGCUUGCUCUCCUAAAACACCAGUGGAUGACUAUUUCCAGUGUACAGCGUCAAACGAGGCCUCACUGUCAGCACCUUGUCCUAGUGAUGGUGUCAGGAAGGGUGUUCCCUCUGACCGUCAAACUCCUCAUCUUACCUCGCCUCACCCUGUUGAGUUCCCAGAGGAUGGUACAAAGGUACAGAACAGCAUUCCCUUACCGGUGCCUAGCCAGACGCCUGAGCCUUUACCUAUUGGACGAUUGAUCCAUCAGCAGCAUCCUGACUCAGGUGAUCUGGACAACAUGGAGGUUUAUAGCCAGGACACUUUGUUCCAACCUUCUGACUAUGUUGAAAGCAGCUAUCCAAAGCCAGGCACAUUGCGCAGUUCCCUGCACGCGCAGUCGGCCGAGGUCCUUGAAACCCAGGAGUAUUUUGAGAAGCCUCUACCACUGUCGGUGCCAUCGUCAUCUGGUCAGGAACAGGCCUCUUGUGCAGAAACCACCUUCGACUACUACAAUGUGUCAGAUGAUGAUUCCGAGGAGCCUAGUCAUAAGAAUACAGAGGAAGAGAAGGUCAUGGAAGGUGGUGGGACAAUGCAGUGGCUCCUUGAGCGUGAGAAGGAACGUGACCUUCAGCGUAAGUUUGAGAAGAACCUUACCCUCCUCAGUCCGAAGGAGAGCGAGAGCAAUAACAACCAGAAGUCAGCUCACUCAACGCGUUUGGACAGCAUGGAUAGCAGCAGUGUUACUGUUGACAGUGGAUUUAAUUCACCACGCACCCGGGAAAGCCUUGCCUCAAACACUUCUAGUAAUGUGGAAAAUAACAGACGGCAGAAUAUGGCUUUGAGUCCAGGACACCUCGGUACCAAACGACCUCCACCUCCCUACAACUUUCGGACCAUACGAGAGCCCCCUACGACCAGAACUGAGAAACAAGCCUCCAUCACAAGUGUGUAG
Chanos chanos (milkfish) is the source of this 2889-nucleotide messenger RNA. It is a transcript of the gene stox2b, whose product is annotated as storkhead box 2b. The transcript is spliced from 4 exons. Gene Ontology annotation, cellular component: nucleus; cytoplasm. Lineage: Eukaryota; Metazoa; Chordata; Actinopteri; Gonorynchiformes; Chanidae. The coding region runs from base 1 to 2889 and encodes 962 amino acids. Gene Ontology annotation, molecular function: RNA polymerase II transcription regulatory region sequence-specific DNA binding. Gene Ontology annotation, biological process: regulation of transcription by RNA polymerase II. The record is from RefSeq and is a predicted model, not a curated record.